This is a messenger RNA of Gasterosteus aculeatus aculeatus (three-spined stickleback), 2060 nucleotides long. NCBI's taxonomy places the organism in Eukaryota, Metazoa, Chordata, Actinopteri, Perciformes, Gasterosteidae. The record is from RefSeq and is a predicted model, not a curated record.
UUGGUGGCCGUACAGAGUUCCUACAGACGAGCAGUCGGAGCUGAUGUUGUGAAGAGACCAUUAAUAAUAAAAUAUGAGCCCACGUCAUGAUGUGACGGUAGUUACAAGUCAACCACACAGAGACAUAUAUGGCUUCAUUUUAACAAUCUUUGAAGUAAUUGGUUGUUGCUUUGAAGGGAAGUAAAACGUUCUCCACUCGUUUCAUCAUCAUACUUUCAUUCUGCAGAAUGAAGUCGUGCGUCGAGCUUCUCUUUGUUUCUCUGCUGACAUUAUGUGAAGCACAAGGAACCAUUGUGACUCCUGUGUUUGUGCUGAAGGGACGUGAUCUGCUCCUCAAGCUUCAGGCUGAUCUUCCUGAGAAGUUUUUACUUGUUAACUGGAAAAUCAAUAAAACAGUCACUUUAGUAAGAUUUGAUCCUAGUGGGAAACCAACUGUCAUUCAUAAUGUCACUGGAAGGGUUCAGUCAGGUGAGAAUAAAUUCUCUGUGAUAUUGAAGAAUGUACAAGAGGUCGACAGUGGACUUUAUUCUGCUGUAGCAGGAACACUUGAAGGAGACAAACUACUGACUGAAUAUAAGGUCACAGUUCAAGGACCAGUGUCUCCAGUUGAACUGAUCGUGGACCGAGUGGACUCCAGCAGCUCAGAGUCAUGUGACCUCCAUGUGACCUGCAGGACUCACAACGCUCACAUCAGCAGCACUUUCAGAUGUGUCGACCGGGUCUGCAUUCAAGGGGGAAGAGAGCGACCAGAGGUCACGACCUCUGGGGCUUCUCUCCAGGUCUACCUGUUGCACAACGUGAUCAUCUGUAACCAUAGCAACCAGGUUCACUGGACCCAGGACUUCAAUACGACUGAACAUUUUUGCUCCUCAAAUACUGAUUCUCCCUCUCACCGUGGCUGGGUGAUUGCUGUUUGCAUUCUCAGUGCCAUAGUUGUGGUUCUAAUCGUCUGGCUUUAUAAUGAUCGAAGGAAAAGAAUCAGUUUAAUACUGAAAGAUGAAGUUCUUAUAAAAGGAUCUGUUCAGGACUAUGAUAGACUUCUGAAUGCGAUAUUAGCAUCACAGAAGAACAUGAGCCCAGCAGACGCUUGAGGUUCCUCCUACAGCUCCGUGCUGUCUGCCGCUGAACCGACUGAUCCGCAGACCGGCUUCAAAUUGGUGGAGAAGAUUGACAAUUAAAGAGGAAGGUUUUCCCAAAUCCCCAAAUUCUGCUGGUAGUUUGCAGCGUUAUUGAAGCUUUCUAUGUUUUAUUUCAUGUGAUCUGCUUUAAUGCUGAAAGAUUCUCCUCCACACAAACGUGUCAUUGGAGAGAUUAAAAAUCAAUGAUUAAAUGUUACUGAGCAUCACACACAAGCAGCUUUUUUUAGCAUCACAUUUGGAGAUAUUUUAAUUACAUCUUUUAUAUUGAAGGUCAACUUAGAAAAAGUAAUAAAUAUGUUGUUGUCCUGCAGGAAGCUUCAGCUUUGGUUCCUGGUUUGAUUCUUCAUGUCACUUUUAAUCUGAUCAUUUCCUACAUUAUUACAUUUAGACUUUUAAGGCUUCACCUGAUUGGUGAGAUUUAAGCUGCAUGAUGCAGGAUGCUUCUGUUAUAUUUUUAUUUUAUUUUUCAGACAAAAAAAAGGACUCAUCUUUUCAACUGUGACAAAUAUGUGAAACGUGUCUUUAUUUUAAUAUCAUCAUAUAUUGAUUAUUUGGUAAAAACAAAAAACCUGCGGAUCAGAAUUAUGUACAAUAAAUACCGUACAUGCAGAUAAAUAUGCAAUGUGUAUUUUAUCAUUGUAAAUUGAACCGUAUGCAGUAUUAUACGGUAUAUUUAAGGUUAUUCGCUUACAUAUAGUUGGUCUUGAUUAUACAUUCAAGAUGACAUUCACCAAAAACACAUUGACAUGGUCUUGUGUGUGUGAUAUAUUGUGUGUAAUCAAUGGAUUAUUGCUUUCUUGUAAAAAUGUUACCAUGAAGUUUUUUUCUUGCCAAAAUGCAUCUUUGAGUCACGUUUUUAAUGUCUUUCCUUCACCAGGAAAUAUGUGCAAAGCUGAAUUUAUAAAUCCUUUAAAUCCUAAA